Messenger RNA from Triticum turgidum subsp. durum (durum wheat), 933 nucleotides. The record is from the annotation of a GenBank genome assembly. NCBI's taxonomy places the organism in Eukaryota, Viridiplantae, Streptophyta, Magnoliopsida, Poales, Poaceae.
AUGGGGAUAAUUUCUUCACAAAAACACCAUAAUCAGCAUGGAAUUUUGAACCCAGCAGUGACGAAGGGACCAUCUAUUGUUAAAAGAAAUUUUGUCAGCACAAACCCUAAUUAUCUACGAACUCUUAGUCAGACACAUGCUGGCUGGAUCUUUGGAGCAAUAGCAGAACUCAUUGAUAACUCCAGGGACGCUGGUGCAUCCAGGUUGGAUAUUUCCAUCCAAUCUAUGUUUUCAAAGCAAGCAGGGCAAAAAGUUCCUGUCUUAUGUGUUGUUGAUAAUGGCCAUGGAAUGACUUAUGCCCAAAUGAUGAGAAUGGUCUCAUUUGGUCACAAAGGACCAAAUGAACACUGCCAGGAUCAGAUUGGGAGGUUUGGAAUUGGAUUUAAGACUGGUGCUAUGGAACUUGGGAGAGAUGCAUUUGUGCUUACCCAAACUUCAACGUCCAGAUCAGUAUCCUUUCUAUCCCAAUCUUUUAAUGAAAAUAAAGAUAAUCUUGAGAUCCCUGUGGUGACAUAUUGCAAGAAAGAUCAAUACAUGGAAGUUGAUUUGGGUGUGCAGUCUGAAGCUACUGCAGAAUAUAACCUGAAUGCUAUCAAGAAAUUUUCCCCAUUUAAUGAGUAUUUCAUUGGAGAAAAGGUGGGCUUAUUUGGUGAAGAGGGUACUGGCACACAGGUUUACAUAUGGAAUUUGGAUAGAUGGGGUACAAAUUACACCUUAGAGUGGAACUCACAAAAAACUGAUGAAAGCCCUGACAGUCAUGGCAAUGGGGACAUAUUAAUCCGUUCAAGAAGAGUCAGAUCACGUCCAGGACAAACAAAUGGCAAUGUACCGUUGGAUUAUUCACUUAAAGCUUAUGUAGAAGUUAUGUUUCUGAAUCCUCAGAUGAAAAUUACUGUCCAAGGGUCUCCGGUAAAUACUCAUAUGCCCUCAUAG